CCCCUUUCCCUCCCCUUUCUCCGAGUCGAGUUCUCAGGCAGCUGCGUACAAUGCUGGGAGCUAGCCAGCAGCAGAGACAGAUGGCAGAGUUAUUAGAUGUGCAUCAUACGAUUCCCUUCCUGCCACUCGCUUUUUAAUCAAAUUAAAACAAAAAAGAAAGAGAGGGAGAGAGAGAGAGGGGGAGUCAAUUAACUGCAUUUGUAUUCUGCUCAAUAAUGGACCCUGUUCCACUUUUACCCUAAGGCAGUUGAGUGGAAAUUUUAGAGAAGAAAAGGGUGCCUAGAACAAAAAAAAUUUUUUUGAAAAAAAGAAAAAGGAAAGGAAAAGAAAGAAAAGGGAAAAAAAGGAAAAGAGAAAGAAAGAAAAGAAAAGAAGGGGGGAGUGAAGACUUCAGAAAUUUGUAAGAAUCGGCAUUAUUGGAGGAACUGAUAAAAACCCCUCGGAAAAGUUGAAUCGAUCCCGCGUAUGCAUUAGGAUUGAGAGCUCCAUCAGGGCCGGGCUGCCUUCCAGCUCCGCUGCGCAAACUUGAGCGUCUGACAGCAGCGCGGCGGCCUCCCCCGCCCGCCAGGAAUGGUCUCUUCCUGCUUUGCAUAUUCACCACGCUUGGCCCGGCCAUAUGGGAAAAUGCAACUGAAGGAAUUGUUGUGAAAAAAGGGACAGCGAGUUUGAAAUAAAAGUUGUUAGAGUGGUACUGAGGAGAAAAAAGAUUCCGAGACCAUGUACUGCGCAUACACAAUCCCGGGCAUGGGCGGCAACUCUUUGAUGUACUACUAUAAUGGGAAAGCGGUCUAUGCUCCGUCAGCAAGCACUGCCGACUACAAUAGGGACUCACCAGGCUACCCUUCCUCGAAACCAGCAGCCAGCACUUUCCCUAGCUCCUUCUUCAUGCAGGAUGGCCAUCACAGCAGUGACCCUUGGAGCUCCUCCAGUGGGAUGAAUCAGCCUGGCUACGGAGGAAUGUUGGGCAAUUCUUCUCAUAUUCCACAGUCUAGCAGCUACUGUAGCCUGCAUCCACACGAACGUUUGAGCUAUCCAUCACACUCCUCAGCAGACAUCAAUUCCAGUCUUCCUCCGAUGUCCACUUUCCAUCGCAGUGGCACAAACCAUUACAGCACCUCUUCCUGUACGCCUCCUGCCAACGGGACAGACAGUAUAAUGGCAAAUAGAGGAAGCGGGGCAGCAGGCAGCUCUCAGACUGGAGACGCUCUGGGGAAAGCACUUGCUUCGAUCUAUUCUCCAGAUCACACUAACAACAGCUUUUCAUCAAACCCUUCAACUCCUGUUGGCUCUCCUCCUUCUCUCUCAGGCACAGCUGUUUGGUCCAGAAAUGGAGGACAAGCCUCAUCAUCUCCUAAUUAUGAAGGACCCUUACACUCUUUGCAAAGCCGAAUUGAAGAUCGUUUAGAAAGACUGGAUGAUGCUAUUCACGUUCUCCGGAAUCAUGCAGUGGGCCCGUCCACAGCUAUGCCUGGUGGCCACGGGGACAUGCAUGGAAUCAUCGGACCUUCUCAUAAUGGAGCGAUGGGUGGUCUGGGCUCAGGGUAUGGAACCGGUCUUCUUUCAGCCAACAGACAUUCACUCAUGGUUGGGGCCCAUCGUGAAGAUGGGGUGGCCUUGAGAGGCAGCCAUUCUCUUGUGCCAAACCAGGUUCCAGUUCCACAGCUUCCUGUCCAGUCUGCAACUUCCCCGGAUUUGAACCCACCCCAGGACCCUUACAGAGGCGUGCCGCCGGGGCUUCAGGGCCAGAGCGUCUCCUCCGGCAGCUCUGAGAUCAAAUCCGACGACGAGGGAGACGAGAACCUGCAAGACACGAAGUCUUCCGAGGACAAGAAGUUAGAUGACGACAAGAAGGAUAUCAAAUCGAUUACUAGGUCAAGAUCUAGCAAUAACGAUGACGAGGACCUGACACCGGAGCAGAAGGCAGAGCGCGAGAAGGAGAGGAGGAUGGCCAACAAUGCCCGUGAGCGCCUGCGCGUCCGCGACAUCAACGAGGCUUUCAAGGAGCUCGGCCGCAUGGUGCAGCUCCACCUCAAGAGUGACAAGCCCCAGACCAAGCUCCUGAUCCUCCACCAGGCCGUGGCCGUCAUCCUCAGCCUGGAGCAGCAGGUCCGAGAGAGGAAUCUGAAUCCGAAAGCCGCAUGCCUGAAAAGGAGGGAGGAAGAGAAGGUGUCCUCGGAACCUCCCCCGCUGUCGUUGGCAGGCCCGCACCCCGGGAUGGGAGACGCGUCAAACCACAUGGGACAGAUGUAAAAGGGUCCAAGUUGCCACAUUGCUUCAUUAAUACAAGAGACCACUUCCUUAACAGCUGUAUUAUCUUAAGCCCACAUAAAUACUUCUCCUUAACCCCUUUUUUUGUAAUAUAAGACAAGUCUGAGUAGUUACGAAUCGCAGACGCAAGAGGUUUCAGCAUUCCCAAUUACCAGAAAACCGAAAAACAAACAAAAAAAAAAGAAAGAAAAAAGUGCAACUUGAGGGACGGCCCUCUAACAUAUCAUUCAGAAUGUGCAAAGCGGUGUGUGCAGGCUGAGACGCAGCCCAGAGACUGAAUGGCAAUCUUUCCACACUGUGGAACAAUGCAUUUGUGCCUAAACUUCUUUUGGAAAAAAAAAAUAUAAUUAAUUUGUAAGUCUGAAAAAAAAAUAUUUAAUUUAAAAAAUUGUAAACUUGCAAUAAUGAAAAAGUGUACUUCUGAAGAAAACUACAUGAACGUUUUUGUUGGUAUUCAAGUCAGCUAGUGUUUAUUCUUACUGGAUAUUGAAUAAGGGGAGCCCGGCUGCCCGAGUAACAAAACCAGCAAACGUCCUGAUGACAACAAAGUGAUGACAUUAGCCAUUCCUUAGGGUAGGAGGAACAGAUGGAUCUUAUAGACCUAUGACAAAUAUAUAUAUAAAUAUAUAUAUAAAUAUAUAUUAAAAAUUUA
Suricata suricatta (meerkat) is the source of this 2920-nucleotide messenger RNA. RefSeq names its product transcription factor 4 (gene TCF4). The record is from RefSeq and is a predicted model, not a curated record. Gene Ontology annotation, biological process: regulation of transcription by RNA polymerase II. The coding region runs from base 718 to 2250 and encodes 510 amino acids. Gene Ontology annotation, molecular function: protein dimerization activity; DNA-binding transcription factor activity, RNA polymerase II-specific; RNA polymerase II cis-regulatory region sequence-specific DNA binding. The transcript is spliced from 13 exons. Gene Ontology annotation, cellular component: transcription regulator complex. NCBI's taxonomy places the organism in Eukaryota, Metazoa, Chordata, Mammalia, Carnivora, Herpestidae.